UAAGAAAAGACAGGAGAAACGCUCCAAGACUCACAUGGAUGAAGCCACGAUGAUCAGAGGAGAUAAAAUAUCUCCCUAUCGCAGGGGAGGUACUGGUGGCGGUGGUACUGGUGGUGGUAGGGGAGGAGGAAGGGGGGGAGGAGGGGAAGGGGGUGACGGUGGGAGAGGUGUGGGGGGGCAAGGGGGUGAUGGUCGAGGAGGGGAGAACAGUGGGAGGGGAGGCGGAACCUCCUCUGGGACAACAGGAUCUGAUGGAGCGAUACCUGCAGCUGGAAGGCAAGGAUCGACUCAGCCGCCCAUUGGGCCAUGGGGAGAUGUACCCACAGAGAAACACACAGAGGGACAAGCACCGGGCAUGCAAGUUGGAACCAGAUUGGACGACCAAGGUGAACAUACGAUGCCUCCUUUCUUGGUUAUCCCGCUCAUACUCGCCUGGAAUGAAGAGCUGCGACUGCUCACUGCAAUGAAAGAGAAUAAUGUUCUCUACAUACCUCAUAUACCUGGUAAUGUGGAUCCCGAUAUCGCCGAAACCAUUUCUGAAAUUCAGAAAUGGUUAGGCAAUGGUUACCGGCUGCGAAAGUGGCCCGAAGUGCAGUGGAUUAAAAUUCCCAAAAAGCACUUGUCAGGGGAAGAGAUGUCCCUCAUUUUUUUAUUCUUGGAUGCUCGCCAGACAGAAGCUGUUUAUGAAGUUGCCAACAUGCCGCGAGCGAGAUGGAUUCUAUGGCGCCUCUUCGCUGACCCAGCUGGGGCGAUGACAACAACGACUCAGAUUGGCGGACAGUGGACAGCAGAGAUCCUACAUGAAGUCAACUUCUGUAUGCCACAGCAGUACAAGCUUUUUGAAUCUGGCUUUGCUGGUCUCAUGAUGCAGAAAUGGGCGGAAUAAUUGUCUUUCCUCCAACUAACUGCAUUUUCUGUUACUUCUUUUUGCUCUACUCCCUUUCUUUUUUCUUUUUCUUAUCUUUGCUCCUUUUUUCAUUUCUUCUUAAUUAAGUUCUUUUACUUCUCUUUCCUCUUUCUUCCUUCUGUAAAUUGCUUUUGAUGGUUCUGAGUCCGAACUCUCUCCUCCUCUAAUUUUUUUGGAUGGAUAAAGUCAAAAUCAUGUC
Molecule: messenger RNA, 1106 nt
Organism: Chara braunii
Lineage: Eukaryota; Viridiplantae; Streptophyta; Charophyceae; Charales; Characeae
Source: the annotation of a GenBank genome assembly